Salvelinus namaycush (lake trout) is the source of this 939-nucleotide messenger RNA. RefSeq names its product leukotriene B4 receptor 1-like. Gene Ontology annotation, cellular component: membrane. The transcript has a single exon. Lineage: Eukaryota; Metazoa; Chordata; Actinopteri; Salmoniformes; Salmonidae. The coding region runs from base 1 to 939 and encodes 312 amino acids. Gene Ontology annotation, molecular function: G protein-coupled receptor activity. The record is from RefSeq and is a predicted model, not a curated record. Gene Ontology annotation, biological process: G protein-coupled receptor signaling pathway; immune response.
AUGGUGAACAUGAACUCCUCCAGCAACUCUAGCUUGGACUCCACCUCCCCGGAUUCGGGCCGCCUGAUUUCGAGCACCGUCCUGGGGUUGUGCUGUGCGCUGGGCCUCCCUGGUAACAUAGCUGUCCUGGUGGUCAUCCUGUGCCGCUCGUCCCGACGCCCCAACUUCACCCUGUGCCUCAUGCUGAACCUGGCUUCCUCCGACAUCCUGUGCCUGGCCACGGUGCCCGUGUGGAUCUAUACUCUCCUGCACGGCUGGACUCUGGGCCGUGCUGCAUGCAAGUUAGCCACGUUCCUGCUCUAUCUCAGCCUGUAUGCUAACGUGCUAACGGUCACUCUACUCGGUGUCCAGCGCUGCCUCCAGGUGCUAUACCCGCAGAUGUGGAACAGGCUGGGGCGCAAGGGGGAGGCGGUGCUGCUCCUGGCCCUGUGGGGGCUCGCCUGUGCUCUGACUGCUCCCGCCGUUGCCACUCGCGAUGUGCGCGAUGGCGAGCUCAAGUGCCAGCGACACACGGGCUCCGAUGCUGAAAGAGUUGCUGUCCUCGUCUUGGAGACCCUUUUAGGGUUUGUGGUUCCGUUCUCUGUGCUGGUCACGUCCUACUGCUGCCUCCACCGGCGGGUGAACCAGACUGCGCUGUUCAGCAGUGCAAAGUUGACGCGGCUGGUCACCAGUGUGGUGGUCACCUUUUUCAUCCUCUGGAUUCCUGUGCACAUUGUCAAUGUGGUGGACAUCGCCGGCAUUGUGCUGCAGACUUCCUGGCCAGAGGCGUCGGCAGCGCUGCUGAGCCACAGAAGCGCAGCAGCGCGUGUCGUCCGGAGCUUUACGUUUUUUAACAGCUGCCUGGACCCCUUCCUGUACGCCUUCGCCUCGCGGAGAAUCCGUGAGCAGCCCAAGUCGUCGUCGAGGGGCGACAGCAGGAUGCAGGUCACAAAUAUCUGA